GUCACAUUGUAAUGAUCGCUUUGGAGUCGUCGCGAAACGAACAAUUGUUUUUGUUGCAAAUUGCAUUCUUUUGUUUGCAUAUAAACCCACCCUCUUCAGUCUUUACACAACUGUACUUUGUAUGUACGAGGAAUAGGUCAAUAAAUCGAUUUGGUUAGAGUUCAUUUAUCUCUCUGAUUGCGGCAGAUGUGAGAAACGGAAGUGAAGUCCGCCAUGUUCCGAUGACAAAUUCUCCUUGAUGAACACUGACAGAUUUUCGAUUUUUUCUUCCGAGAAAUUUAAGAACCGACUGAGAUUGACAGGAUUUUUCAUGAGACUGUUCUUCUUUUAUAGGUGAAAUAAAAUAUCUAAAUGGAACAGGUGGAAAAAACUAGCCUAGAAACAGAGGAAAUUGAGGAUGGAGGAACAUUGAAGAGAAAGAAACUGAAGGAAAAGCAAGAAGAUAAUUCAGAAGAAGAAGAAGAGAACGACGACUCAGCCAGUCAUAUGGAAACAGAAAAGCCUGCUCAGGAUGGUGAAGAGGACUGUUCAGAUCAUGCUGUUCCAGAGGAAGAUAAAGCCAUGACUAAUAUUGAUGGUGUAGAACUUUCUGAAGGAGCACCAGGAGGGGAAGAUAACAGUGACCCUGUUUUAAACAUGUCUGUCUCUGUUAUUGAGACAGACAACACAUCUGAAGACUUAACAGAGACUGAUAAUUUAAGCAUGGUAGUGAAUAUCAGUAGCUCUCGGAGAGCUAGUGACGUCAGUAAUGUGUCCUUUCCAAAUUUCCAGUUAGAAGAUGCAGGGAAUGCAGAGGGCGAGGAUCCGGAUGUAGACUGCGAUGUCGAUCCAGAGACUCCCUAUCAACAAGAUGGUGACGACUACCAACCCGAGGACUAUGACGUGGAUUGCGAUAUGCCACUUGAGCUGGGCCCAGAUACUGCAGGAUGUUUAAGUAUGCAUGAAAGCAAAUUGGAUUACACUGAUCAGAUUAAGGAGAGAAUAGAUAAGAGGAAACACAAGGUCAACACCUCUGAGGAAAUUCAAGGAGAUUCCAAUAAGAUUAAAAGUGGUGAUGUACUGCCAGGAAACAAGAAAAUGGAGUCAUUUCAGCAGCCUUUAGAAGGGGUCCAUUUUCAUGAUAGACUGCACGACAAUGAAAUUAAAAUAGAUGGAAAUAGUUCCAGUGAUUUGGCUGACCUUGGUGUCAAGAGAAGAAACCCAGGCCAUUAUAAUAAGACAACACACAGUGAAGCAGACGGUGGCUCAGAUUUUUCUGCUGCUGCUGCAGUAAAUGCCAAUUAUAAUGGUAUUCAAAAACGCAACAGUGCAGAAGUGAGGAAUAAUAUCCCAGAUGUCAGUGAAGUAAAGAGUUAUGACAUAGACACUGUCACUGAUAUGAAAUCUGUGAGUUCCAAUGUACUGCCUAGAAUGAAGAAGAAGUCUCCAGGUUUAGCUCGCCGCAUUGCAGAUAAAGAGAUAUUGGAUAGAGACACCUCUAGUUCUGAGAGAGAAACAGAUCUAGAUGUUUCUCUGAGAAUGCAUAGGAAUAUAAAAUCUAAUUUACCAUCCAAGACUAAUGGAGCAGAAAAGCAUGUUGAAAUUGAAACUUAUGAUAAUGUUCACAGUACAAAUGGUGCAAUACAUGGAACUGAGGGGAUCAAAUACCUUGAUAUCAAGGAUUCAAAAGACCCUACAAAUGACAUUGCAAAUGAAUAUGAUUAUGUAAAAUUUAUGCGUGUGCAACCUGGCAGCUCUUAUGUUGGGAUGAGGCUGGCCUAUUCUACAUCAGAUAAGCCAAAUGGCAGUAGCAGGGACAGUUUGACAAACAUAGGUGGUGACAUUACCCCAGAGAGCCAAAUGACACCCAAAAGAACUCCCCAUCAAUCCCAUGGUAAUGGCACCAGUUUUAACCCCAAAUUAUUAGAGGAGAAUUUGACUGAGAUUCCUCUGAAUUCUGACAGUUCCCAGACUGAAGGCAAGUACUUGUCUUUGUCUCCAGAAAACACAGAGUGUGACAGUGCAGAGGUGGAGAGCAUCUGUUCAGACAGUGGCCUGGCCACCAACCUCAUGCCCUCGGUGGAAGACGGCCUCUCUAGCAGCCAGCCCAGUGACAGUGAUGACGGCCCGGCAGACAAAGACAUAGAAAACCCUAUAGAUAUUUUGCAGUCUAAGCAAAGGGCUGAGGCAGAACAGUUUUUAAAGUCCACAAGUACGCAUGGUGUGAGCGACUCUCCCCAACACCCUCUUCCCACAGUAACUAGUAGAUCAGCGGCACGCAGUGUGGCACAGCUUGACUUAUCUUCCUACACACUGGAUCCUCUGAUGAUGAAGCAGUAUGAGCAAGAUAAACCCAAUGAUGUGAGCCAGGCCCUACAUGAUAUCACCGUGGCCAUAAAGAAGAGCAAGAGUAUGCCACUUAAAGCCCCAUAUCAUAAAACAAAUGGUGGAGAAAGCUCUGAAAGCCAAGAAGAACCAGUAUGGGUAAUGAGGGAUAGUUAUACAAAAAAGGUGCAGCGCCAGGAACAAAUGCAGAAAAUGCGUCAAGAGAUGGAACAUCUGCAAGAGCAAGAAUUAAGAAGCAGAGAAGAAGAAAAAGUGUUUAAAUUAGAAGAAGAAGAAGACAAAUUGUUACAGGACAAGUACAGCCACGGGCAGGAACCAAAAGGUUAUUGUAGUGAUGAUGAAUAUGAAGAGCAUGACAGAGAUAUUGCAAAGUCAUUUUUUCAACGUAAAAAGAAGUAUGCAUCUGUGCCUGUUGAAGAUACUUCUGACACUACAUAUGUGCGCCCAGACUCCUAUGUUAAAAGUAGUUAUAGUGGUGGAAAUGUGGGUAACUCUCAUUCACUGUCAUCACAUGGAAGCCUGAGAAAUCAAAAGGCACUAGGAGAGAGCAGUUACAGCAGGCCACAAACUUUUCAAGAUUCGCCACAAUCCAGGAAAGUUAGUGGUCGACGAAUAGCUGACCACAAACGUAACAGUUAUUCGUGUGACGAGGAAAGUGAGGGAAGUCAGGACAGUCUGGAGUCUGCUGGGCCGCGGGGCGGUGCAUACACCAAGCAUGAAGAGAGAGACACAGAUACAGAUGAGGAGACAGACCAGCUUCUUGAUAAACAAUAUACAAAGGAUACCCAUGUGGACAUCCCUGAACUAAAUGAUGCUCCAGCCACUAGACAGGCAAACAAGUUACGAGCCAAAGAAGGUGAGCAGGAAUCAUUGACUGUCUAUGAUCCUGACCAACCUACAGUUUUGAUAGAGGGGGUUCUGUUUAGAGCCCUGUACCUGGGCUCCACCCAGCUCAUCUCCGAGGGCACGCCCUCCAAGGCCAUGAGGAUGAUGCAAGCCCAGGAGGCUGUGGGGAGAAUAAAGGCCCCAGCAGGGGAGAACCAGCCUAGCACAGCAGUUGACUUGUUUGUGUCCACAGAGAAAAUUAUGGUGCUUAAUACGGAUCUUAAGGAAAUCAUGAUGGACCAUGCUCUCCGUACCAUAUCCUACAUUGCUGACAUAGAUGACAUUGUGGUCAUCAUGGCCCGUAGGCGCCUUAUUACAAGUCCUGGGGAUGAACUGUUACGCAAAAAGAAACAAGCCAAAAUUCUGUGCCAUGUGUUUCAUUCAGAUGAGGCCCAGCUUAUUGCCCAGUCCAUUGGUCAAGCCUUCCAGGUGGCUUACUUGGAAUUCCUGAAGGCCAAUGGUAUUGAUGACCCAGGCCUCCUGAAGGAGAUGGACUACCAAGAUGUCCUGAACCAGCAAGAAAUAUAUGGAGAGGAACUAGCCAUGUUUACUAAUAGAGACAAACAGAAGGAGGUCAUUGUUCCCAAACUGAAGAGUGAAAUCCUGGGUAUAGUGAUAGUGGAGUCAGGCUGGGGAUCUAUGGUGCCCACCGUGGUGAUAGCCAACAUGGCUGCCAACGGCCCUGCAGCCAGAUGUGGACAACUUAAUAUUGGAGAUCAGAUCAUAUCCAUUAAUGGUGUCAGCUUAGUGGGAUUACCUUUGUCAUCUUGUCAGAAUUAUAUUAAGGCAUUAAAAUCACAGACAGUGGUCAAGCUGACCGUAGUGUCCUGCCCACCAGUGGUGGAAGUGAGAAUCAAAAGACCUGAUGUCAAGUACCAGCUGGGGUUCAGUGUCCAAAAUGGAGUUAUCUGCAGUUUGCUCCGGGGUGGCAUAGCUGAGCGGGGAGGAGUUCGAGUUGGCCAUCGUAUCAUAGAAAUCAAUGGAGAGAGUGUGGUAGCUGUGCCACAUGAGAAGAUUGUCACCCUGCUGGCAAAUGCUAUAGGAGAGCUUCACAUGAAAACCAUGCCAACAGCAAUCUAUAGAUUGCUUACUGGACAAGAAAUCCCUCACUACAUAUGAGCUUAGUGCAAAGCCUGAAUGACAAGGCAGCAUCACAUUGGGACAUACUGUGUAAUAGGAAGAAUAGUUCAACGGAUGUGAACUCGUGUUGUAAAACAGGGCCAUUGCUGUGUUCUUAAGGUGUACUCAACAGGGACGCUUUGUACAAGUUGUGAGAGAGCCAUAGGUGCUCUUAAAUGAUUUAUCCAUAGAGAUAAACAUGUAUAUAUCACCACAUUGAGAAUAUAGUAUUCUUGCCACCCAGUUUUAUAUCUACGCUAAUGAAGCUGACAGUACAGCACCUUUUCUUAAUGGGCCUGGACUGCCUUGCCAGAAUGUGUUCAAUCACCGUCUGCAAUCACAUUGCCUUUAUCCACUGCAGUGCAUGAAGCAGUAAGGCUCCUUGAACUACAAGCAGACCGUACUUCAACUCCUAAAUGCCAAGGACUAAGUGAAGAGACAGAAGGGUCCAUUUUUACCCCCAGCCCCCUUCCACCAACUUAAGAGCGGAGAACUGUACUCCCUAAGUAUAUUGUUGAAUCAUCUACCUUGUCAUAUUUACAAUAGCUCAUGCUAUACAAGUGUUUGUUGUUUAUUCAGUGACAGUUAAGGACAAUAACUGGACCUGAAAAGAAUAUUUUACCUGCUUUUUAGCACCAUACUGUAAUAGCCGUCUCAUUCAUGACUUACCCAAGGCAGAGGUGAACUCCAGUACUUCGGUAGAGCUUGGCAGAAAAUUUGGUAGUCACAGGGUAGAACUCUGCAUGGAGAAGGAAUUUCCAAGAUCACACAUGAACUCAUUCCGACUAGAAUCUGGUGAAACAGAUUAAAAGUGGCCUGUACACUUACAUAUGGAGAAAAGCUGAAAAAAUUGCUUACAAUCAUUGCUUCCAUAAUACUUGUAGUUAUAUGGAUUCAUUUUAUUCAGUGUAUUGGUGCUGAAAGAUGAUACAUGUGGCAAAGCUGAAAUUAUUAAAGUAAGAAAUAUAUGCUCUCUAAAUUGUAACAUGUAGUAAUUAUGUUGGUCUUUGUAUUCACUUCAGUAUACUACUUCAAAAAAGGUGAAGAGUAGUACAUGAGAAUGUAUUUUAGGUUAAAUGUCUGAGAAAAGGAAAGAUGGAUGUUUAGGUAUUUAUUGCUUUUUUAUGAAGCCUCAAGAAUUUGAUAUUCUUUAAAAAAAGGUUUGUACACAAAGUAAAGAAGGCUUUUGAGUCUUUACUGACUUUUUUGUCAAACACUGUAAUGCCAAUAUGUGGAAAAUUAGUUUAAAUUUGUACCUUUUCGGAGACAAGGUAAACUUUUAAGGUACUUUUCAUAAUAUUAUAAGUAAGAAGAAAUUGAAAUCAUUUAAGGUAAAUGAUGUGUAUUAACAAAUUUACUUUGUUCCAACCAGUAUUGAUAUGUGGUCUUAACAAUUUAUGGAGUAGUAUGCCCUAUGGAGAUGUUGUAGUUAUGUUAUUGCUGUUGUUAGUGGCAUAUGUGCAUUUCCCAAAUAUAUCUCUGAUUACCCAUCAUUUUCUUUGAUAUAGUGAAUGUUACAUUGUUCUUUUUGGGCUUACUGUGGCCCUGUUUAAAUUAAUUUCAUGAUAAAUAAAAUUUAAUUAAUA
This is a messenger RNA of Lingula anatina, 5915 nucleotides long. RefSeq lists its product as uncharacterized. Gene Ontology annotation, cellular component: cytoplasm; plasma membrane; dendritic spine. Gene Ontology annotation, biological process: chemical synaptic transmission. Gene Ontology annotation, molecular function: protein binding. NCBI's taxonomy places the organism in Eukaryota, Metazoa, Brachiopoda, Lingulata, Lingulida, Lingulidae. The record is from RefSeq and is a predicted model, not a curated record.